GUUCUUCCAACGAUGAAGGUAAUGGGAAAGAGUUUCAGUGUCUCUCUCUGUCGUUGAACUUGAAAUGUUGAGAUGAAUUACGCACGAGACUAUCGAGAGUUAUGUAAACACUAAUUUGACGAGACAGUUACAGGAGUUAGAGUAACUGACUGAAUGUACCCAAAAAGUCACCUCCUUCAUUGUGAGAUGAAAGGCUACUACCUCCCAGUGGCUACACUGAGCACACGUGAAAAUAGUGAAUGUCUUAAAAAAUGGAAGGAAACUUGUUGAUCAGUCGUAAAAGCUCACCUGUUCACUCCAGCGUCGCGCUGGACCAACCGAGGCAAGUGACUCCCGCUGAUUUUUGGUGGACUCAUCUGUGGAACUCACUGUUGUUUUAAAUCCUGAUCGUGGAAUUAUUGUAAUGCAAAUCCACGGAUCACGCUACUCGUUUUAGAGAAAAGUUGAACGGAUAUCAUGCAAUAAGCGACAUCGCAAUUUAAUCGAGCUUGUCGCGCAUUGAAUGCGCGAUUUCCUUGUGGAUGUUUUCAAUCCUUGUGAUGGCCGAAAAAUUGAGUUUCAACCUGCUGGUAAACUGAUCACUGCUCAUCGUUCUUCUUUCGUUACGAAUUCCCACAGUUGGAACACUACUGAGCCUGCGCAGGAUGUCUCCCCCUCCUGUGGUUCUUGAAUCUAUUUUUAACUCUCGAGUUUUAACGGGAUUCACAUAACGCAUCCGAGUGACUGCUGUGACGCAUGAAAAAAAAAGAUAAAGAUGAAGCCGACUGAGAUGUCAGAAAUGUAAUUUACCAUCUCUUGACUGAAUGGUGUAUGUAGUAAGGCUGUGUUGAGUGUAACGGAGGAAAUGAGACACUGAACGUCUAACCAUUCCUUCAAAUUUUCAGACCGCAGGAAAUUUUCGACAAUAUGCUUGAGAAGAAGAUAGACAUAUGCUUCAUCGGAGGCAUAAUCAUGGAUAUGACGAGUUACAUGGACGCAUUUCCAAAGCCGGGAGAAACGAAAGUCGGCCACCGGUUUGAAGCCGGCUAUGGAGGGAAAGCAGCGAACCAAGCAGCUUUAGCGGCAAAACUUGGAGCUAAAUGCGCUAUGGUUGCUCGAGUUGGCGAUGAUGCAAAUGGACGUUCUUACAUUGAUCACUUUCGAUCGCUUGGAAUCAAUGUGAACAAUAUUCGGACGUCGGAUAAAAGUUCAACUGGUGCUGCCAACAUUUGGGUUGAUGACAGUGGGAUGAACUGCAUUUGUGUCAUUUUGGGCGCAAAUCUUGACAUGACGAAGCAAGACAUCUUGGAUGCUGAGGAUACGAUAGCAGCGUCUGCAGCUGUUGUUAUUGGCCUUGAAUUAGACAUUGAUAUUGCCCACUUCGCAAUUCAAAUUGCUGGCAAGCACAAAGUUCAAUGUCUUUUGAAUGCUGCCCCCAUGCCAAAAGACAUGCAUGAAGACUUUUUCUGCAUCCCUGACGUUUUUAAUGUGAAUGAAAGCGAGGCUUCAAUUGCAACUGGCAUCGCUGUUACGGAUGCUGAAAGUGCAAAGUUGGCUGCUCGUCAUUUGGUGGAGAAGAAGCAUUGCAAAACUGUCAUUAUCACUCUUGGAGAGAAUGGUGCUGUUUUUGGGUCAAACGAUGGAGCUCAAUUCGUACAUGUUCCUACGGACCCCGUGAAAGCUGUAGACACAACGGGUGCUGGAGAUGCUUUUUGUGGCGCACUUGCGUUUUUCUGGGCGAAAUAUCCUGAUUUGCCGGUGGAAACCAUUGUGAAGAAAUGCUGCGACGUUGCAACAAUGAGCGUCUUGAAGCCUGGAACACAAGCAUCGUUCCCAAGCCGUGAAGAACUCCCUGAAGGCUUCAUCCCAGCUUAGAGAGCUCAGGCUAUCAAGAGGAAGGUCAGAAUCAUAUGUGGGUGCUAUUUUUCUAUUGAUUUCGCGAAGGGCUUUUUGGCAUAGUUGUAAACGCAUUCCGGUCAUGGGAUUAGCUUUCGUUUGGGAAUUUCGAGACUGUGAGUGAGGCAAACAUAAACGGCAAAAUUGCAAAAUCACAAAA
Molecule: messenger RNA, 2035 nt
Organism: Notodromas monacha
Lineage: Eukaryota; Metazoa; Arthropoda; Ostracoda; Podocopida; Cyprididae
Source: the annotation of a GenBank genome assembly